UGGAGCGGAAGUGAUGCGCGGACAGGAAACUAGCGCCGAGCUGGGGCGAGAGAGCUGGUGAUGGCGUGGGUGAGGUGCUGACGUCGGUAGGGACGAGACGCGGCGGAUUUCGUACCGGAGAUGUGCAGGCUCAUUUCAUCAUGGAUGAGGAAAACCCAGAAUUUGCAACCCCAGAAGAAAAAAUUAAGUAUUGGAAAGACUUGGCCCUGAAAUAUAAGAAAAGUUUUCAGGAAACACGGGAGGAGUUGGAAGAAUUCCAAGAAGGAAGCAGGGAACUUGAAGCUGAGUUGGAGGCACAGUUGGAGCAGGCAGAACACAGAAAUAAAGAUUUAGUAUCUGACAACCAAAGACUAAAGCUAGAUUUGGAGGUAUUAAAGGAAAAACUAGAACAGCAAUAUGCACAGAGUUAUAAGCAGAUAUCUAUGCUAGAAGAUGACUUGGGUCAAACCAGAGGUAUCAAAGAUCAACUGCAUAAAUACGUUAGGGAAUUGGAGCAAGCAAACGAUGAUUUAGAAAGAGCCAAAAGGGCUACUAUAGUAUCACUAGAAGAUUUUGAACAACGAUUGAAUCAAGCAAUUGAAAGAAAUGCGUUUUUAGAAAGUGAACUUGAUGAGAAGGAAUCACUUCUUGUUUCUGUUCAGAGGUUAAAAGAUGAAGCACGAGAUCUGCGACAAGAGUUAGCAGUACGAGAAAGGCAGGAAGUAACAAGAAAAUCUGCCCCUAGUUCACCGACGUUGGAGUGUGAGAAAAUGGACACUGCUGUUCAAGCUUCGCUCUCUCUCCCAGCUACACCUGUAGGAAGAACAGCAGACAACGGUUUUACGUCGCCCAAAGCUAUACCAAAUGGCUAUGGUGCUACUCCUUUAACUCCAUCAGCUAGAAUAUCUGCACUAAACAUUGUUGGUGAUCUUUUAAGAAAAGUAGGGGCCUUAGAAUCAAAAUUAGCAGCAUGCAGAAAUUUUGCAAAGGACCAAGCGACGCGAAAAAGUUACAGUUCAGGGAAUGGCAUUGGCGCCUCUACUAUGGUCAACAAUGCAAAGUUUUCAAAUUCAGGUCUUGCAACAUACUUUGACAAAGGAAAAGAGAGAGUCUUUUUCAAGUAUAUCAUGGGGCAGUAAAUGGUCUAGACCAAGCACCUGCUGGAAUUGGAUCAGCACCACCUUCUUCCCCACCUGGCAUGCUGCCACUCAGUGUCUAAAUAGCCAUACUGCACCUUUUUAUUAAAAAAAGGAAAAUGUCUACUUCAGCAACAGGAUAACCAUUGUAACCUGGCUACAAAUGGAGUGCACUGCAGUGUGUAGGAAUUUCUGAACCUUCACUUUCAUUUGUUCUGGAUGAGAUUUUCAGUUAACCAGUAUGCCUCUGAUAAAAUGUUAAUUAGAUUUCUUGUUGAUAUUAAUGCUAUUAUUGUUUGUCACGGAAACAAAAGACUUGUAUAUUGAACAUUCAAAAUUUAAAUUCCAAUCAGUAUUGGAAAAGUACAUAUUCAAAGAUAUUGUGGUAUACAAGGUAAUUGUUCAUGCCACUUGUACGGUUGUGACUCUCCAGAUAGUUGGUCUAGGAUUCUUGGUUACGUGCCUGGAUUUGGUGAUGUUUUAAAACACCAAUUCCUGUAAUUUUUAUGUUGUACUGUACAAUUUGAUUUCUAAUGUCAGAUUUAUUAAGAUGUAUUUAAGCACUGUUUAAGUGCAAAUGGUUUGUUUAAAAAAAUGCAAAAGUUGGAUAACUAAAACUUGUACACUUUAUUUGAACUAUUUGCAGCAUUUUUGUUUCUAUGCAUCAACUCAAAUCACUUUUUUUUGCAUAAUUCAGAAUUGUGUUACCUGUUUACAUUGUGUUGCUGUAUAUGUUUGUAAACAUAAUUUCCCAAGACAUUUGUACAUAGCUUGGGCUUUGUAGCAUUAUUUAUUCAGAUUCUAUAUGGCAUGUUUAAUAAAGAUAUUGUUUACCAUUUGCAGUUGUAACAAAUCAUGAUAUGUUGUAGAAUCUGCUGUUUAAUCUUCCAGUAAUAAAUUCAUUCUUUCAA
Messenger RNA from Mobula hypostoma (lesser devil ray), 2026 nucleotides. RefSeq names its product nuclear distribution protein nudE-like 1. The transcript is spliced from 10 exons. The coding region runs from base 141 to 1118 and encodes 325 amino acids. The record is from RefSeq and is a predicted model, not a curated record. Gene Ontology annotation, cellular component: centrosome; kinesin complex; kinetochore. Gene Ontology annotation, molecular function: microtubule binding. Gene Ontology annotation, biological process: mitotic centrosome separation; chromosome segregation; cell migration. Lineage: Eukaryota; Metazoa; Chordata; Chondrichthyes; Myliobatiformes; Myliobatidae.